Quercus lobata is the source of this 1312-nucleotide messenger RNA. Its product is annotated as phosphoribosylaminoimidazole carboxylase family protein / AIR carboxylase family protein. The coding region runs from base 381 to 848 and encodes 155 amino acids. Lineage: Eukaryota; Viridiplantae; Streptophyta; Magnoliopsida; Fagales; Fagaceae. The record is from RefSeq and is a predicted model, not a curated record. The transcript has 8 exons. Gene Ontology annotation, biological process: 'de novo' IMP biosynthetic process.
CUUCUAAAUGAAACGGCUCAUAGGCCCCAUAAUAGUGGUCAUCACACAAUUAAGUCUUGCUACACCUCACAAUUUGAACAACAUUUGUGGGCUGUUGUUGGUCUUCCACUUGGUGAGCCAUCAAUGAAAACUCCUGCUCCUGUCAUGUACAAUAUACUGGGUGAAGAUGAGGGGUGAGCCUGGUUUAUUUUAGGGCAUUGAGUAUUCCUGGGGCUACUGUUCAUUGGUAUGACAAGCCAGAAAUGUGAAAGCAGAGAAAGAUGGGCCAUGUCACAAUUGUUGGGCCUUCCAUGGGUGAUGUGGAAGAACGAUGAAAAUCAAUUCUGAGGGAAGAAGGUUCUGAUUGUCAGUCUGCAGUAACACCACGUGUUGGGAUCAUUAUGGGUUCUGAUUCAGGUCUUCCUGUUAUGAAGGAUGCUGCAAGGAUUUUGAAUAUGUUUGGUGUGCCUUAUGAGGUGAAAAUAGUUUCAGCUCACCGGACCCCUGAAAUGAUGUUUUCUUAUGCCUCAUCUGCCCUGGAGAGGCAUUCAGAUUAUCAUUGCUGGUGCAGCCCACUUGCCAGGUCACUCACUCCCGUGCCUGUUAUUGGUGUCCCCGUGCGUGCUUCUGCAUUGGAUGGACUUGAUUCACUCCUGCCCAUUGUGCAGAUGCCAAGGGGUGUUCCAGUUGCAACAGUUGCAAUAAACAAUGCUACCAAUGCAGGUUUGCGCGCAGUAAGGAUGAUGGGGAUUCGCGAUGCUGACCUAUUGGCAAGAAUGAGCCAGUAUCAAGAAGACACAAGAAAUGAUGUCUUGAGAAAAGCAGAGAAGCUGGAAAAGGAUGGUUGGGAGUCUUAUUUGAAUCCAUAAGUACUUAACUGCUUUGCCAGCCAUAUGCAUGAUUUUUGUGAGUUUAACACACUAUGGAAGUUCAAUUUUGGAGAACACAUUACCACAGCUAAACUUGGAAUUAACUAAAGGAUAUGUCCAAUUAAGGCAUCAAGCGGAUCAAUUUAUGUAGGAUGAAUGCAAAAAUGUGUCAACAGAAAAAGUUAAAGUGAAGAUGGUACUGGCAAUUUUGCUUCAGUUUUGAGAGAUCAAGAAGGAAAGGAAGUAUAGAAAACAGAGGUGGCGUUUGUUGGAAUAGGAAGAAGACUUGUAUCCAUUGUAGUUGCUAUAAGAGGGACUCUGUAGCAGUUAAGUUGAAUGAGUCAAAAGAACUUUUUAUCCCUUUAGUUGCAUAAGGAUGUUCUUUUGACCUUAAUAUUUAGAUGGUAAUCAAUAAUUUAUUACAGCAUUGAGUACUUGUACAUUUACGAUGAACAAUUUUUCUA